This is a messenger RNA of Benincasa hispida (wax gourd), 1617 nucleotides long. NCBI's taxonomy places the organism in Eukaryota, Viridiplantae, Streptophyta, Magnoliopsida, Cucurbitales, Cucurbitaceae. The record is from RefSeq and is a predicted model, not a curated record.
AUGGAGGAUCGAGUAUUUGAUAGAAUCGCCCAGAGAUUGGCCACGAGUGUAAGAUCAAUUCAAACCGAUCCAGACAAGAAAUUCGAUGUCGAGAGACUGAAAGCUUUAAGUGCCACGAUGCUCGAUGGAGCCAUAGAUCCAGUAGAUGCUAAGGUCUGGUUGGACUUGAUUGAGAAAUGUUUUAAUGUUAUAAGAUGCCCUAAAGACCAUAAGGUCAGGUUAUCGACAUUCUUGCUGCAGAAAGGGGCUGAAAAAUGGUGGAAAGUGAUAUUGGCCAAGAGAAGCAGUUCUGAAGCUAUGACUUGGCCUGAGUUUAGACAAGUAUUUGCGGAUAAAUACUACCCUAGUGCUUUUAAAAAAGCAAAAAGGGAGGAGUUUCUUAGGCUGACUCAGGGAUCGAUGACGGUUGUUGAGUACGAGCAAAGAUUUACAGAGUUAUCUCAGAAUUGUGAAGUACUUCUUGGGAAUCAGAGUUCAUGGGUUGACUUGAUUCAACUAGAGUUACUAGUGUUUGAUGUUAUCUUAGGUAAAACAAAUGUGGUGGCUGAUGCUCUUAGUAGAAAGACCAGAUCAGCCAGAGCUAUUAUCUUUACAGUAAGAGAUGAUAUUCUACGUGAACAGCUAGGAGAUUCUGAUCUUCAGAAGUUAGCUGAAGAAGCACAUAGUUUGGCUAAUGUUAUGCAUCCAGGCAGUACGAAGGUGUACAAAACAUUAAAGAAGUCGUACUUGUGGCCUGGUAUGAAAAGAGAAAUAGCAGAGUAUGUUGACAGAUGUUUAGUAUGUCAACAAGUUAAGCCUGAACGACAGAGGCCAACAGGAUUGCUUAAUCCACUCCUAACAGCUAAGUUUUUACCUAUUAAAGUUACUUCUACCCUAGACCAGUUAGCUAAGUUGUAUAAUGACAGAAUUGUGAGUCAGUUUGGGGCUCUAGUUUCGAUUGUAUCAGACCGAGAUUCCAGGUUUACAUCGAAGUUUUGGCCUAGCUUGCAGAAAGUUAUGGGUACCAAGCUAUAUUUCAGUACAGCUUUUCAUCCACAAACGGAUGUUACCAUUCAAGUAUUGGAAUGGCACCGUAUGAGGCUUUAUAUGGAAGACCAUGUAGAACUUCGUGUUAAGAAUAUAAAAGAAAAUCUUAAAACAGCUGGAGACAGACAAAAGAGUUAUGCUGAUAAGCGGAGAAGGGAAUUGGAAUUUGAAGUUGGCGAUAAAGUAUUUCUUAAGUUGUCUCCGUGGAAAGGAAUACUCAGGUUUCGUAGGAAAGGGAAGUUGAGCCCGAGAUACAUUCGACCUUACGAGAUAAUAGAGAGGGUUGACCCAAUGGCUUAUAGGUUGGAAUUACCUCUAGAAUUAUCUCGUAUCCAUGAUGUGUUUCAUGUGUCAAUGCUAAGAAAGUAUGUGCUAGAUCCUACCCAUGUGUUACCUGAGCAACCAGUGCAGUUGAAAGAGAAUUUGUCCUACGAAGAGGAACCAGUGAAGAUUCUUGACAGAAAAGAGCAAGUCUUAAGGAAUAAGACAAUAUCAUUGGUAAAGGUACUAUGGCAAAACCAUAGCACUGAAGAAGUUACAUGGGAAGCUGAAGAGCAAAUGAAAAACAAGUAUUUGCAGUUGUUUAAUUGA